CCUCACAAGCGCACCUUUGCACCAUGCGCUUCUCUUUGGUUCUGUCGCUCUUGCGCCCUGUGGGGCCUGUGGUGGUUGGGGUAUCCCUCGGUUUCACGCUCAGCUUGCUCAGUGUAACCUGGGUGGAGGAGCCCUGUGGGCUCAGCCAGGGCAGCUUAAGAGAUGGGGACCGGGAGCAACAGCAGCACCAAGCAGGGCAAGGUAAUGCCGCCCGGAAGCCCAAUUCUGUACCUGGGGGGCUGGGCACAGAGCCGGAACAGAGCUGGGAACCCCGUGUCCUGCCCUACAAGCCUCCAAACCCAGGCAAGGCUGCCAAGAAAACAAUCAGAACCCGAUACAUUAGCACGGAGCUGGGCAUGCGGCAGCGUCUCUUUGUGGGUGUGCUGACCUCAAAGAACACGUUGCACUCCCUGGCAGUGGCAGUGAACCGCACGCUGGGCCACCGGCUGGAGCGUCUGGUCUACUUCACAGGCACACGGGGGCGCAAGGUACCGCAUGGCAUGAUGGUGGUGACACAUGGCGACGAGAGGCCCAUCUGGAACAUGUACCAGACCAUCAAGUACGUGCUGGACCAUUACGUGGCCGACUUCGACUGGGUGUACUUGGUUCAGGAUGACACCUACACGGAGGCCCAUCGGGUGAACCGCUUGGCCUCUCAUCUCAGCAUCGACACUCUGCUCUACAUGGGCCGGCCUGAGGAGUUCAUUGGUGGGGACACUCAAGGACGCUACUGCUAUGGCGGCUUUGGCUACCUGCUGUCCCGGGCCCUGCUCCUGCGCUUGCAGCCUCACUUGGAAAGCUGCCGGAACGACAUCCUGAGUGCCCGUCCUGAUGAGUGGCUGGGACGCUGCAUCAUUGACUACACGGGUGUAGACUGUGUGGCAGAGCAUGAGGGCCUACAUUACCAGUACUUUGAGCUUGGAAAAAACAGUGAUCCAGAGCGAGAGAGUGAUCCACGAUUCAAUGCUGCAUUCACCGUUCAUCCAGUGCUGGACCCUGUCCAGAUGUACCGGCUUCACAGACACUUUGCCCGUGUUGAGCUGGAGCACACGUACCAAGAGAUCCAGCAGCUACAGCUGGAGAUCCAGAACACCAGCAGCCUCUCUGCAGAUGGCGACCUGAGUGCCACAUGGCCCAUUGGCAUUGCUCCCCCUUUCCAGCCAAAGACCCGCUUUGAGGUGCUUCGUUGGGAUUACUUUACCGAAGAGGCCGCUUUUGCCUGCGUGGAUGGUGCCCCCAAGUGUGAGCUCCGAGGCGCAGAUGCCGUGGACGUAGCAGACGUGGUCGCUGCAGCGGUGGAAGAGCUGAACCACCGAUACCAGCCGGUGCUGCAUGUCCGCAAGCAGCAGCUGCUGAAUGGCUACCGCCGCUUUGACCCUACCCGAGGCAUGGAGUACACACUGGAUCUGCAGCUUGAGGUGGUGACCCAGAAGGGGCACAGCCGCUCCCUGGCCAAACGGGUGCAUCUGCUACGCCCUCUCAGCGAAGUGGAGAUCAUCCCCAUGCCCUACGUGACGGAGGCGAGCCGAGUAAACGUCAUCUUACCGCUGACGGCCUCAGAGCGCGACUACGCCGCACGCUUCCUCGAGGUCUAUGCCACGGCAGCCUUUGAGAAUGCUGAGAAUGCCGUGCUGACCUUCCUCUUCAUCUACGACCCUUUUGAGGCACAGCAGGUGGCUCAGAAUGAUGUCUUUGGGGCAGUGAAGGCCCGCAUCACGGAGUACGAGCGGCGCUACACACAGGUAAAGAUCCCCUGGAUUAGUGUCAAGACGGAUGCGCCCUCCCAGAUCAAAGUGAUGGACAUCAUCUCCAAGAAGCACCCCGUGGACACCCUCUUCUUCGUGGCUGGCGUGAGCACUGAGGUCACCACUGAGUUCCUCAACCGGUGCCGCAUGAACACCAUCAACAGUUGGCAGGUCUUCUUCCCUAUCCACUUCCAGGGCUACAACCCCACGAUUGCCUUCCACAACCAGCCCUCGUCCCUUUCCAGCUUGGACCUGGUGCGGGACGCUGGCCACUUUGACCGCGACGCCUUCAGCGAAGCUUGCUUCUACAACGCUGACUACAUGGCGGCCCGCACCCGCAUGGCGGCCGACGCCCAGGACAACGAGGACAUCCUGGAGACCAUGGACAUCUAUGACCUUUUCGUCAAGUACUCAAAUUUGCACGUCUUCCGGGCGGUGGAGCCGGCCCUUCUGCAGCGCCACCGGCCCCACAGCUGCAACCCCCGGCUGAGCGAGGAGCAGUACCACCGCUGCGUGCAGAGCAGCCUGGAGGGCUUGGGCUCCAGGGCCCAGCUGGCCAUGGUGCUUUUUGAGCAGGAGCAGGGCAACAGUACAUGAGGACUGGGCCAGGGCCGGCUGGCCGGCCGCUCCCCCUGCCCGGCCUUCACAGCCUGGAGCGGCAGAGGAGAGCUGCAAAGGGCUGCUCAGGCUCUGGGCCAUGAGUGCUGUUCUGGCUGGCCUUCCAGGUCACCUUGUGGACAGUAGAUGAGGAUGGGAGCUGGGAGGCCUUGGUUCCCACCCCAUGUUUCUAUUGCUCUGUUUUCCUGGCUCAGACCCAGGCCCUCCCCCUGGGCAAGCGGGAUACGCAGCGACAAGCCUCAAGGGAGGGCAUGCAGGACCCUGGGACUCCCUGCCUCAGACGGCUCAGUGCUGCAGCUCCCGCCUUGUGGGUACCAGGGCUCCUGGGGAAAGGGCCUUCUGCAUAAGCAACAGGAAAGGGGGGCGGGGGGCUGUUGAAGUAGAGGAGGCCGGGCUGCUGGAUUCUGGGGCAGAAGGCAGAGGACUCAACCCUGGCCUAUCAGGAGCACCGGUCUGCCCUAUGGCUGCAGUGUUUAACUUAACAAACACUCCAGAUGGGUGUGGGAGGGAGGGCAGAGGGAUCCCUUUUGUUUUUGUUCUUCCUGCGACGCUCCCCAAGGACACCACGACUCGGGCUGCUUUAGCCUCCGAUUAGGAUUGGUAGGGGGUAAGAGGGUGACGCAGACCUGGCAAGAGCUUUCAGUAGGAGAGUCAAGCUGCCCCUGCUGCCAGGCUGGCUCUGGCACGGUGGGGAUGACCCCUAUUUCUGGUGCGGCCUGCCAUCUCCUUUGCCACCUGCUGGGCUGGAGAUAGGUGGACUUUGCCUGUCUUGUAGCUGUGUGCAGUUGCCCAGAACUCUUCAGCAGGGUGGGUUGUGUUGGUCAGCCUGGUGCUGGGACCAGGAAGCGGGCCCAGAAUGGGGGGAGCAGAUGGAACGUGACUCUCCAGUGGGUUUAUAUUUAACACGGGGUUGGUGACUAAAACUUGUUUUGCAUUUAAUAAACUGGAGUG
Messenger RNA from Elgaria multicarinata webbii, 3314 nucleotides. RefSeq names its product chondroitin polymerizing factor (gene CHPF). The transcript has 4 exons. The record is from RefSeq and is a predicted model, not a curated record. NCBI's taxonomy places the organism in Eukaryota, Metazoa, Chordata, Lepidosauria, Squamata, Anguidae. Gene Ontology annotation, cellular component: Golgi cisterna membrane. The coding region runs from base 24 to 2342 and encodes 772 amino acids. Gene Ontology annotation, molecular function: glucuronosyl-N-acetylgalactosaminyl-proteoglycan 4-beta-N-acetylgalactosaminyltransferase activity.